UCGAGGUCUUUCUGUCAUUGUCAGUACGGCAUUCUGCCACAUGUAUAUUACAUCAGAUUGAUAAAAUUCACAUUUUCGUGCUAAAAUCUUCCUAAAAACGGCGAAAUUUAAUAGAUCAAGAUGGUGUUAUCGUGUAGAUUCUACAAGCAAAAGUACCCGGGGGUGGAGGACGUCGUUAUGGUGAAUGUUCGUUCCAUCGCCGAAAUGGGUGCCUACGUCUAUCUGUUGGAGUAUAACAACAUAGAAGGUAUGAUCCUGUUGUCAGAAUUGUCCCGCAGACGUAUCCGUUCGAUCAACAAGCUCAUCCGCGUUGGUAAAACCGAACCAGUGGUCGUAAUCCGUGUGGACCAAUUCAAGGGAUAUAUCGAUCUGUCCAAGCGACGAGUCUCGCCGGAAGAUGUGGAAAAAUGUACGGAGCGAUUUGCCAAGGCUAAGGCAGUGAAUUCGAUUCUCCGGCAUGUGGCUGACAUGAUGAAGUUCACUAACGAACAGUUGGAGGAACUGUAUGAAAAAACCGCCUGGCACUUUGAGGAGAAGCUCAAGAGUAAGGCCGCUGCAUAUGAUGUGUUCAAACAGUGUGUCAUUGAGCCAUCUAUGCUGGACGAAUGCGGCCUUGAACCGGAGGUGAAAGAACUGCUGUUGAGCAACAUCAAGCGCAAGCUUACCUCGCAGGCGGUUAAAAUCCGAGCAGACAUUGAAUGUGCUUGCUAUGGUUACGAGGGUAUCGAUGCAGUCAAGACUGCACUCCGGGCUGGCCUGGAACUCUCGACUGAGGAACUUCCGAUCAAGAUUAAUUUGAUUGCUCCUCCUUUAUAUGUCAUGACAACCUCAACACCGGAGAAAGCCGACGGACUGAAAGCCCUGGAGGUGGCCAUUGAAAAGGUCAAGGAAACGAUCGAGAAUCUCGGCGGUGUAUUCAAGGUACAGAUGGCACCGAAGGUGGUCACCGCUACGGACGAGGCGGAUCUGGCGCGAAAGAUGGAACGGGCCGAAGCCGAAAAUGCCGAAGUGGCUGGAGACUCGGAUGAAGAUGAAGACGAGGAGGGAAUUACAUACAAUCCGGAGGGUGAGGAAGGCGAAGACGGAGAUGAUAAGGAAGUUGAAAGCGCUGAUGAGGUGGAAGAGAAGAAGGCAGAUUGAGCAAAGGGGAAAAAAUCAUCCAGAACGACUACCAGACAACAGUUGCAAAAGGGAGUAUUACAUUCGCGCGGGAGAUAGGAAGUGUGUUCACACUAUUCAGUCGUUUAAAUUAUCGGAACAUCCUAUUAUACACAUACACAAUCCAAUAAUUUUCGUUCUUUCCAAGAUUUGUCGUUUUGUAUUUCCUUUAAAGGGAAAACAUUGUGUAAUUUUUGUUUUAUCCAAGCCUCUAAAUAAUAAUUGCAAAUAGACUAGGCGGAAUAUGAUAAAAGUAUACAUAACACUCAUAA
This is a messenger RNA of Ochlerotatus camptorhynchus, 1430 nucleotides long. It is a transcript of the gene eIF2alpha, whose product is annotated as eukaryotic translation initiation factor 2 subunit alpha. Lineage: Eukaryota; Metazoa; Arthropoda; Insecta; Diptera; Culicidae. Gene Ontology annotation, cellular component: eukaryotic translation initiation factor 2 complex; eukaryotic 48S preinitiation complex. Gene Ontology annotation, biological process: translational initiation. The record is from RefSeq and is a predicted model, not a curated record. Bases 121 to 1140 code for a protein of 339 amino acids. Gene Ontology annotation, molecular function: ribosome binding; RNA binding; translation initiation factor activity. The transcript has 4 exons.